This is a messenger RNA of Gigantopelta aegis, 2191 nucleotides long. RefSeq names its product calmodulin-like. Lineage: Eukaryota; Metazoa; Mollusca; Gastropoda; Neomphalida; Peltospiridae. The record is from RefSeq and is a predicted model, not a curated record. The coding region runs from base 139 to 567 and encodes 142 amino acids. Gene Ontology annotation, molecular function: calcium ion binding. Gene Ontology annotation, cellular component: myosin II complex. The transcript has 5 exons.
CGCGGCGGCGUGGUUGUUAUCAGACGCAGUGUUGCCGUGAUAUCGACGUGCGCGCCCACUAUCGCAUCACCAGUCCGAUAACGCACCACCAGUCCGAUAUAAACGCACAGCCCUAGGACAGCGGGACCGCGAUUAGCAAUGUCUGCACAAGAUCACAUAACAGAAGCGUUCCGCCUCUUCGACAGAGAUGGUGACGGUAUGAUACCGGCCAGUGAAGUCGGAACCGUCGUUCGAGCUCUGGGUUACAUCAUCACGGAGGCAGAGCUCAACUCGGCCAUGAAGAAAGCUGGUGUUAGCGGUCGAAGUGGUGUGAACCUGGCGACAUUCAGGAAAAUCAUCGAGCCACUGGAAACGAGCAACUACUCUAAACAGCUGAACGAGGCGUUCGCGACCAUCGAUCGCGAGGGGAGUGGUGUGGUGCGAGUCGCCGAGUUACGUCAUCUACUUACCACCCUGGGGGACAAACUCACCGACGAAGAGUUCGACAUUCUACUGCAGGAGAUGGAUCUAGACAAGGGCGGAGAAAUACGACGUACAGAUUUCAUACACUUCAUGACUUCGAGAUAACGCCAUGUCAUCGUCUUAAUGCUGACUGUAAAACGAUGAGCGAUGAUACCUGUUUGAUAACCAUCUGAAAAACUGUCAGAGACGUUAGUCAUAACCAUAUUAGUCAUUAUAACCACAUGUAUAUUAUAUAUACAGGUGUUACACUAGUAAUUUGUUUUAUUAUGUUUAUGAUUUUCAUAUAAUUGUUAUUGUAUAUUCAGAAUAAACAUGCAAAUUUACGAUAGCCAGUCAUUUGAUCAUUAAUUCUGAUAGCAUUUAGAAGAGAAAAGAAUUGUGAAAUAUGGCCUGGACAUUUUGUACUUUUAGACACCAGCAGAAUAAUAACCAUGGUAUUUAAUUUGUCAGAGUUUAAAACAUUUUACUGGGUACAAAUUACAUAGACAUGAUUACUGAACAGUAGUCUCACAUCACAGUGCUAAUAAACCUCCAUUACUGAAACCUUUCAGCAAAUGAGGCUACACACUACGUCAUCAAUUGCUCUUGAUUAACGUGUGUCGUCAUCGUCAGGUCAUAGGGUUUUACGUGCACAUUCAGAACAAAGUGUUAUAGCGCACGCCUGUCCUGGGCGCAAGUGACGGCCUCAGUCGGCUCUUCCGUCCAGAACAGGAAAAGGGUUGUGGUGGGUGGAAGAGAGGGCCGCCCGCGCUGGCACAGGUGAUGUUUGGUGGUGUUUUUUCAAAUGGUGCAUUGUGUUCCAUUACAUAUCCAUUAGGUAACGCCUUCUUCCAUACUGUGACUGAGGCAUUUAGUAACGUGUCUCCGUCAACUUUCAUAUCAUCUUUAGAAUUAUGUGACAUAUUGGUAAUAAUUCUAAAGAUGAUAUAGGUAAUAAAUGUAUAGUUAAAACAUUUCUGUGAACUCCAAUACCACAUUUUUGCAAUAUGAUUGGUAAUAUAUAUGUUUUAAAAACGUUUUGAAUGUUUUUGGGGAAAAGCUGUAUGAAUUUCAAUAGUUCAAGGAACAGAACACUAUAGUUUCAAACUCAUUAUUUUCAUUUAAAACAUUUAGUUCUAAGUUUUCGUGAUAAGUGAUGUUUCCAAACUAAACAGCAAUAAAGAACUUAAUACAUUUGAUCAUUAUUGAUACUGUCGAUAGAUAGUCUAAGAGAGGAAACCCGGCACAUUUUUUUUUCCAUUAGUAGCAAGGGAUCUUUUAUAUGCACCAUCCCACAGACAGGAUAGCACAUACCACGGCAUUCGAUAUACCAGUCGUGGUGCACUGGCUGGAACGAAAAAUAGCCCAAUGGCGGGGAUCGAUCCCAAAUCGUCCGCGCAUCAAGCGAACGCUUUAUUACUGGGCUACGUUUCGCCCCAUUAGGAAACGAACAUCUUUCCUCGGAAUUCACCUGGCAUAAAUAUCCGAUUUGGGACAUGAUAGCAGUUUUGUGAAUUCGAUUUAACAAAUAUCAAAUUUAAUUAACAUGUGCAUAAAACAUGUAUUGUUGAUCAAUGAGAAUAUGUGUAGAUGUUGAUGUGGCUAGAUGUGUUUUGCAAAAUUGUAAAACGAAAUGAAACCAACAACGAAACAAUGUUUGGAACACGUGAAUGAUAUCUUUCAAUAAUUUUGUUUGUUUGUUACAUUAAUUUUAAAUUAUGUUCACUAGAAUAUUAAAAUAUUAUAUACA